AUGAUGAAUCGAGUCACCGUCUCGGGACUACGGCUCCCCCUAGCUAGCGCGCUGGUCCCCUAUCGAUCGCUUGCUCGUUUACCUGCUCACAGCUGCCGAGGCUUUGCGACGCAACACCAGCAGACGACAUCCGAAACCCGCCGUCGGUCCGUAACGCCCUUCAACGAUAAUGGAAACGUUCCCUGGUCCGAACUCUCCGCGAGCGAGAAAACGGGUCGUGCCGCCCAGCAGACUUUCAACUUCGGCAUGGUCAUCUUGGGGGUGGCAUUGACGGGCGGGGUGGUCUAUGUUUUGUACUCGGAAGUGUUUGCCCCGGAAAGCAGGACGAACUAUUUCAACCGGGCCGUCGAUCGCAUCCGAACCGACCCUCGCUGUGUCGAGCUGCUAGGCAGUGGCAAGAAGAUUACAGCAUAUGGCGAGGAAACAAACAACAAGUGGCAAAGAGCCCGGCCCAUUGCGUCAACAAAAAGUAAAGAUGGGCAUGGGCUUGAACAUAUGAUGAUCGAAUUCAAUGUCCAAGGGCCGAAAGGCACAGGGCGAGUUGGGAUACACCUAGUUAAACGUCCCAGUGACGCCGAGUAUGAGUAUAAAUACUUUUUCAUCGAUAUUAAGGGCCACGAAAGGAUAUAUCUGGAAAAUGCAGAUGCGUCCAAGGCAAAAGACGCCCUGGCCAAGGGCUUCAAGAUGUUUGGUGUCAAGUGGAGCUAG
Dichotomopilus funicola is the source of this 708-nucleotide messenger RNA. Its product is annotated as mitochondrial import inner membrane translocase subunit tim21. Gene Ontology annotation, cellular component: TIM23 mitochondrial import inner membrane translocase complex. Lineage: Eukaryota; Fungi; Ascomycota; Sordariomycetes; Sordariales; Chaetomiaceae. The transcript has 4 exons. The record is from RefSeq and is a predicted model, not a curated record. The coding region runs from base 1 to 708 and encodes 235 amino acids. Gene Ontology annotation, biological process: protein import into mitochondrial matrix.